AUGUCUGAAGAACGUGCCUUCUGUAAUCAGAAUGCUAUGGAAUCAUGGUUACAUGACAUGUCCGAAGAAUGUGCCAUCUGUAAUCAGAAUGCUAUGAAAUCAUGGUUACAGGACAUGUCCAAGGAAUGUGCCUUCUGUAAUCAGAAUGCUAUGGAAUCAUGGUUACAGGACAUGUCUGAAGAAUGUGCCAUCUGUAAUCAGAAUGCUAUGAAAUCAUGGUUACAGGACAUGUCCGAAAAACGUGCCUUCUGUAAUCAGAAUGCUAUGGAAUCAUGGUUACAGGACAUGUCUGAAGAAUGUUCCAUCUGUAAUCAGAAUGCUAUGGAAUCAUGGUUACAGGACAUGUCUGAAGAAUGUGCCAUCUGUAAUCAGAAUGCUAUGGAAUCAUGGUUACAGGACAUGUCUGAAGAAUGUGCCAUCUGUAAUCAGAAUGCUAUGGAAUCAUGGUUACAGGACAUGUCCAAGGAAUGUGCCAUCUGUAAUCAGAAUGCUAUGAAAUCCUGGUUACAGGACGUCUGA
Molecule: messenger RNA, 519 nt
Organism: Pelobates cultripes (western spadefoot toad)
Lineage: Eukaryota; Metazoa; Chordata; Amphibia; Anura; Pelobatidae
Source: the annotation of a GenBank genome assembly